This is a messenger RNA of Linum trigynum, 1980 nucleotides long. The record is from the annotation of a GenBank genome assembly. NCBI's taxonomy places the organism in Eukaryota, Viridiplantae, Streptophyta, Magnoliopsida, Malpighiales, Linaceae.
GAACCUCCACAACUUCCGAGGUGACAAACGCAUAGCAGGCCACUAAAUUAGUUGGCCUCCAACACCGCACUCUAUAUAGGCCCAAGGCUCAAAUCUGAAAAUUAUGAAGUCUGGACCUCACAUGUUUCUGUCAAGGCCCAUUUUCAGGCCCGCCGGAGUCGGCAAUUUUCCCUUUCCCCAUGUGCUGCUUCUCCAAUCUCCACCAUUAUCGAGCACCUCGAAAAGUUCCGGGGAAAACUAAACGGGAAACAGAGACAGAAACUCCAGAAUCCGAAAACCACUGGCGGCAGCCAAUACUUUUUCGGAAACCGUCAAAUUCCUGAACUUUUAUUCUUUUGUUACUUCCGCCAUUCCCCGACAAUGCACCGCCAUUGCUAAGCGUUCUCUCUGUUUACUUCUUUCCUCCUAUAUCAACUUCAGAAAGCAAUAACAAAAAUGGAUUCUUUCUUCACGACCACGGACGUUAUUCUUCCCUCCGGUUUGCAUAACUACGAAUGGCAGCGCGAUUCGGCGGGCACACUCACCGCCACCACAACCACGGCCACGGCGUAUCUACAACUAAGCUCGUCUUUCUUUUGAUGUUCGUUUGCCUUUUACUUACUGCUCUGGUAGCCGAUGCCUUCUGGGCAUCUUCUUCUUCGGUCUCUUCAGCUUAUCGAUCAGUUGCUUCCAUUUGGGUUCUUGAGAAACCUAAUAGCAACAAGUAUGUGGUACCUGCUCCCUUUGUUCACAACAGUUCCAAGGAAGGAGAGCAUGGGAGGGUUUUAUCAGCGACAUUUGCUGAUCUAUCGGCGCCUGAGUUGGAUUGGGAACAAAUGGAUUCAGCUCCUGUGCCUCGACUGGAUGGGUACUCUGUUCAAAUCAAUGAUCUUCUCUAUGUUUUUGUUGGGUAUCGCAAUCUUGACAAUGUGCAUUCCCAUAUAGAUGUGUUCAAUUUGAGUGAGACCAAAUGGUCAGACAGGUUCGAUACGCCUAGAGAGAUGGCGAAUUCCCACUUGGGAGUGGCGACUGAUGGGCGAUUCGUGUACAUUGUCUCGGGCCAGAAAGGUCCUCAAUGCAGAACAGCCAUAACUCUUAGUUACUCUCUGGACACUAAAACAAAGCAAUGGAGCAGCUUGCCUCGGUUACCAGCUCCCAGGUAUGCACCAGCCACACAGUUGUGGAGAGGGAGGCUCCAUGUGAUGGGUGGAAGCAAGGAGAAUCGCCAUACUCCUGGAGUUGAGCACUGGAGCAUUGCUGUGAAGGAUGGCAGAGCUUUGGAGAAGGAAUGGCGGAGCGAGGUGCCUAUCCCUCGUGGUGGACCACACAGGGGUUGUGUUGUAGUAAAUGAUAAGCUCUUCGUAAUUGGUGGCCAGGAGGGUGAUUUCAUGCCCAAACCCAACUCACCCAUCUUCAAAUGCUCUCGAAGGAAAGAGGUGGUUUAUGGCGAUGUUUACAUGCUAGACGGUUCCAUGAAGUGGCAAACUCUGCCACUAAUGCCGAAACCAAACUCUCAUAUCGAGUGCGCGUGGGCAGUGGUGAACAAUUCAAUCAUCAUUGCUGGCGGCACAACAGAGAAGCACCCUCAAACCAAGAGGAUGAUGUUGGUUGGGGAAGUCUUUCAGUUUCAUCUCGACUCACUGAGCUGGUCAGUGAUCGGAAAGCUUCCUUACCGGGUAAAGACGACCCUUGUUGGGUACUGGGAUGGAUGGCUGUACUUUACAUCAGGGCAGAGGGACAGAGGACCUGAUAAUCCUCAACCCCAGAAGGUCAUUGGAGAAACGUGGAGAACUAAACUACAUUUGUCUUGAAGGUUGGUAUAUACCAAGGCAGAAACUAGUGCGAGUUUAUAGCUUUUGUGGCAUGUUUAGUCAAUUGGAAUUACCUCAUAUUGCACGUAAAGAAUGAUCUUAGAACUAGUUGGUUUUAUAGUAAUUCGAUUUGUUUGAAGAGGUUCAAGAAUAGGCUGACCAGUCCCUUUAAUUAACGAUUGUAUUAGUC